AUGCCGUCAGCAACGCUUAACAACGGUGCAGCCACCGACCCAGCAACCUUCAAAGUCGCCGUUAUCGGUGGUGGGAUUGGUGGUCUUACAACAGCGCUCAGCAUCGCCUAUCAAAAUCCCACUCUCCAACACAUCACGGUCUAUGAACAGGCUCCAGCGUACAAGGAGAUCGGCGCCGGCAUUGGCAUCGGCGUCAACGCGGCCCGUAUCUUGAAGAAACUGGGCGUUUGGCAAGCGGCCAACGCCAUCUCCGGCGAACGCAAUGGCGUGCACCGGAGCAAUCGGCGAUACGACACCGGCGAGGAGAUCGUGGCAGUCGGCGCGAUGGACGAGGACACCGAGGGUGGUGUCAGGCAAUUGAGCGUGCAUCGUGCAGAAAUUCUGGAUGUCUUGUACCAGGAACUGAAACGAAAUUAUGCCGGUCGCGUUACGCUGAAGACGGAUAUGAAGGCUACUAAAGUCGAGGAUUGUGGCGAUGAAGUGACAAUGCACUUUGCUAACGAGACAAACCCGACGGAGACGGCCAACCUGGUGAUCGCCUGUGAUGGCAUCCACAGCAGCAUUCGAUCACAGUUUGUACUCGACAAGCCUCGAUACAGCGGCCGUAUCGCCUACCGAGGUCUGCUCCCGCUCAGCGCCAUCAGCGACAAGUGGCCUUAUCCCAGCUACGCAGUCAGCUGGUUGGCGCCGGACAAACACUUCCUGGUCUUUCCGAUCUCGCAAAACAAGACGCUCAAUGUUGUAGCUUUUGUGACCAAGCCAGAGAGCGAGCUUGGCGACUUGAAGGAGAGCUGGACCAGCAGUGCUCCUCGCGAGGAGCUCGAGCGCGAGUAUGCAGGCUGGGAACCUACCGUCGGAGCGGUAAUUAGCAAGAUGGAGGCCCGCCCAGGAAAGUGGCGCCUCAACGACCGCGAACUGCUGGAGCAGUGGACGUAUCUCAAUGGCAAGGUCGUGCUGGCUGGUGAUGCUGCCCACGCUAUGCUGCCACAUCAAGGCUCCGGCGCUGGCCACGCCAUCGAAGACGCCUACAUCCUAGGCCUUGUCGUCAGGGACUACUUCUCCAAUCCCGCUCCAGGCGUUGCUGCAUACACCGCCUUGUAUCAAGCCGUCCGGCGGCCCCGCGCUCAGAAGGCCCAAAUCACCAGCCGGCAGGCGGGCGACGUGUACGAGAUGCAGGGCAAGGAGUUCGAAGGUAUCACCUCUUACGAAGACUGUUUGCCGAUCGUGCGCGCGAAACUCGGCGGCCGGAUGAAGUGGGUUUGGGGUCAUGACCUCGAAGCCGAUUAUCAGAAGGGUCGCGAGGAGGCCGGGUUGGCCGUGCAGACGCAGUCGAAAGCAGUGCCCAAGACGAGUGGAGUUGUGAAUGGAGUCGUCAACGGGUCAACCACCGGCAAGAUCGGUGCCACUCAGCCUGGAAUCAACGUCCAGGAGGUCGAGGCUUGA
Messenger RNA from Fonsecaea multimorphosa CBS 102226, 1443 nucleotides. RefSeq lists its product as uncharacterized. The record is from RefSeq and is a predicted model, not a curated record. The transcript has 3 exons. Gene Ontology annotation, biological process: secondary metabolite biosynthetic process. Bases 1 to 1443 code for a protein of 480 amino acids. Gene Ontology annotation, molecular function: FAD binding. Lineage: Eukaryota; Fungi; Ascomycota; Eurotiomycetes; Chaetothyriales; Herpotrichiellaceae.